Molecule: messenger RNA, 2616 nt
Organism: Sus scrofa (pig)
Lineage: Eukaryota; Metazoa; Chordata; Mammalia; Artiodactyla; Suidae
Source: RefSeq, a predicted model, not a curated record
CACAGCGGGGACUCCUCUCAAACACAUAAAAUUUAAUAGUCAGGGGCUCAGCAGUCUUUAUGUGCCAGAUAGCCACAGAGAGAGUCAUUCUAAGUCCCUUAUGGACUACCGACUGGGUGUGCAGUCUUGUGCCAAGUUCCCUGAAAACCAACAUGAAGACAACUUCUUCGCUCAUGGGUGGUUGGUCAUCUCUUGGAUUGAAGGAGAGAACACAGAAUACUUCCAGACUGAUGGAAGGUGGACAGCUUUGACCCCUUCUGCACAAGCUUCUCAGCGUGGAGAGUCUCUGAUCUGAGUCCUUCAGCGGAUGGAGUCUGAUGGUUGAAGAGGUCAUCUUUGGACGGGUCUGAUCUGGGUCUUUUUCCCCUUGGCACAGAAAUGGUGGUUGUCACUUCUUCCCUGGCAGACAUGCAGCUGGGCUUUAUCACCCCGGCAUUCCCAUCCUCUUCAGAGGCCCGUGUCACUCCAGACUAGGGAGUGUGGGCCUUUAUCUGGGCUCUGUUUCCUCCCUGGGGAUAGCAGGUCCCAAGCAAGAGAACGUGGUAAGCUCUCGCCAUGGCUGGCAUAUUCCUCCUCCUUCUGUGCCUCCGUGGGCUCCCCCGGGCUGCUGCAGCCGACAUCCACACCAUCUAUGUGGCCUUGGGGGAAGCAGUGGAGCUGCCAUGUCCUUCACCACCCACCCUGCAUGGGGACGAAUUCCUGUCCUGGUUCCGCAGCCUUGCAACAGGCUCCUCCACUGCCUUGGUGGCCCGAGUCCAAGUGGCCAGUCCAGCCCCAGACUCUGGGAAGCCCCACAGGGAAUCCAGGCUCAAACUGCUGAGAAACCACUCUUUGUGGCUGGAAGGGUCCAAGGAGGGAGACGCCGGGCAGUACUGGUGCGCUAUGGAGGGUCAGCACCACACGUACCAUAACUGGAGGGUCUAUGAUGUCUCCGUGUUCAGAGGAUCCCAGUACUCCGCGAGGGCCGCAGACGGAUCCCCCUGCUCUGUCCUCCUGUGCUCUGUGGUCCCCGCCAGACGCCUGGACUCUGUGACCUGGCUGGAGGGGAAGAGUUCCGUGAAGGGCCACUCGAAGUCCUUCUGGGGUGAUGGGGCCGCCCUGCUCUUGGUGUGUCCCGGGGAUGGACUACCCGAGCCCAGGGCACGGAGACCCAGAAUCAUUCGCUGCCUCUUGCCUCAGAACAAAGGGGUCAGCUUUAGCCUGGCAGCCGCCACGGAUGCCUCCCCUGCCCCCUGUGCCUCUUCUGCAGGCUGGGAUGUGCCCUGGAUCCUGAUGCUCCUGCUCACAGUGGGCCAGGGGCUCACCAUCCUGGUCCUCAGCAUCAUGCUCUGGAGGUGGAGGGUCCAGGGGGCUCGGCGCAGAGGCUUCUUCUCCCCAGAUGCUUCAAUUCCUCAGUUCAAACCAGAGAUCCAGGUCUACGAGAACAUCCAUUUGGCCCAUCUCAGCCCACCUGCCCCUAAGACCAGGUGAUCUCGAUGAUACCUGCUGGGAAGUGUGACCUGCUGUCUCCCUGGCCAUCUGGCACCUGAAGGAGUCACUGAAAAACCUUGGCAAUGGGGGAGGGGCUCGGUCCCACUGGCUUCCAUCAGCCAAGCUCUGGUGUGUGUGUGUGUGUGUGUGUGUGUGUGUGUGUGUGUGUGUGUUUUAAAGGCCCAAGGGCUGAAGGACAGGAGAAGCAUUAUUUGGUGAUGUCACCUAUGAAAAGGUGUGAUUUCCUGUCUCACAGCAGUGAGUGGAGGGAUGGCCUGAACCUGCAGGACCAUGGGGUUGAGGGGGUGGGGAUGAGGCAGAAAAGAGACAGAAGGAUCCAGAGACUUGAGGAGUGGCCAGUUAUGGGGGGAACCAAAGGACAAAUGGGGGAAGCUGAAGAAGAGAAGGACAAGGACAAAUGGACAAAUGGGGGAAGAGGCCCCGGGUGGGAGGGGGAGGAUGGAGGGCCAGGGAGACUAGAAGGCAGACUCGACAUGCCUCUAAACUAAGCCAGAUCCCUGCCUUUCUCAUCCUCACAAGGAAGAGAAGACACUGACAAGAAUAAGCACCUUUGAUUAGGCCCCAAGCUUCCUCAGAUGCAGGGGGAAGUUCCUGGGUCAGGAUGAGGGCACCUGUUCCGGCCCCCAGCCCCAGGCCCCCCUCCUUAUCCUAGGCACUCCAUUGUGGCAUCCAGAGCAGGGAGCCCCUUAUCACCCCAACAUCCUGAGAGCCCCACCAGUCACACGCUCGCUAUCCCCCUGGGCAGAGGGAGUGUCCACAGCAGUGGGCGGGUGGAUUCCCUGGUGGGGCGUGUAAUUGAGCCCUGAGUGCUGGACUGUCCGUGAACCCUGGACAAGUCUGGGCUGGUGAAGCAGGGGACAAGUCCAUGCUCCCAGCUCUGGUCUCAGGCAGAAAUAAGCUGGCCUCCAGCCACACCCUCAUCACUGCACCAGAGGCCCUUUUGUGUAUCUACUCAAGCUUGGGCUUCACUGGGGCAAAGCUUUCUUGGAAGUCACACCUUAAGCCCUCAUGCUGCAGUGGCUUAAGCUAAGCUAUUGUCAAGAAAGAGGACGCCAACGACAGAAGGAGGACAAAGCGAAAGUUGUGGUUCAGGUGCCAACACCCAGCCCAACACACCAAGCAGCU